UUUUUGCUGCAACUGAUCUUAUGUUAGUGACCAUAUUUUAAACUUCUUGCACGAGUCCGAUAGAUUCGAUAUUCCUUCAUUUUUCUUUAGAAAGAUGGAGUGUUCGAAUCAUCAUUUUCAAAACUAAUUAAAGUACUAGUCGCAAUAGUCAAGUGUUUAACAUUAUUCUAUUGUUUUUACCGCGCUAAAUCAACCUGCGAUCAUGUCAAUGUCACUAUAGCCGGUGAAAUAAUGUGGCUAUGUAGUGGUUUUCUAUGUUUUCCAUAAGACGGUUGUCAUGCCAACUGGAACACUGUUUUGUUUUGAUUUGGUUACGUUUAACGACUUUUGUGUUUGCUUAAUGUAUUCCGAUUAAACUCGUAAAAAAAGGAAAUUGAGAGUGAGGCUGAUUUUGUCUGUGUGUCAAGGUUGAACAGUCAAUGAAAAUAUGUCGAACAUGUGUCCCGAAUUCGAGCGAUAUUCAUUCAAAGCGAAUUGGUUCCAGAAAGAAGCGGAUAUGUGCAGACCAUUUAUAAUAAAUGUUUUCCCCAAAGAUAAUUCCGUGGAAAUCUUCGAUGAGCGAUCCCGAAAAAUGUUUAUGAGACGAUCUCCGCUGGACACAUUAAAUGCUGUUAACCACGAACGGGCAACAUCAAAACAAAUUUAUGUGGGCGCAAAAUUGAACAUAUUCGGAAGACAAUUUGACAUUACCGACUAUGCCGAUGAUGUGACGAAAUUUAAAUUGUCUUCACACCGAGAAUCUGCUUUUUGUCUUCUAAAGCCGCAUGCGAUACCAUUCACUGACAAGAUACUAAAUCAAUUUAGAGACGAACGACUAACGAUAGGCAACUGUAAAAUGGUUCAAUUGGACAGAGAUUGUGCGAGCCGUUUACUCAUGCAGGAAAUGGCAGAUGUCAGUCCUACGUUACCAGACUUGGUGGAAUCAAUAACGCAAGGACCGGCUCUAGCGUUGGAGCUUUUUGGACAGAAUGCAAUUCGAAAAUUAUUAGAUAUUUUAGGACCAGAUAACCCCGAUGAUGCCAAAGAACUAUGCCCCAACAGCAUUAGAGCAAAAUAUGGAAUGAGUUUAUUCAAAAAUGUGGCCUUCUGUUCGAAAUCCGCUGCUUCAACCGAAGUGAAUAUUCGAUUUUUCUUCACUGAAUAUCAAGUCGAACCAUACGUGACUAUGAAUGGAACACUGGCUAUCGUUAAGCCUCAUGCUGUCCUAGAUGGAAAGCUUGGCGAUAUUAUUUCGAUUAUUUACGAAAAUAACUUCAGAGUGACUGCAAUGAAAAUGAUGUACAUGGAACGUGGAAAUUGUGAAGAGUUUUUGGAAGUUUAUAAAGGUGUUGCUCCUGAGUAUAAUAAAAUGGUGCUAGAGUUUAUCAGUGGACCAACUGUGGGGCUGGAGAUUAUAUCAUGUGAUUCGCAUAUCGAAUCCCCGACCAAAUCACACUGUGAUUUUCGUAAUCUAUGUGGACCCAGUGAUCCAGAAAUCGCCAGACGGAUACGACCAAGAACCAUCCGCGCAAAAUUUGGAACUAAUUUAAUUCAGAAUGCUAUACAUUGCACAGAUCUGCCGGAUGACAUCGAGUUGGAAUUGAACCGGUUUUUUAAAGUGUUUCACUGAUAGAAUAGCCUUGUAGUCUCAAACAUUUUAUUUUUAUUUUCUAAUUGUACGUCACACAUCUUCCGAACUUGUUCUGGAAACUUGCACAUUUUGUGAUUUUGUAUUGAAAUUAUGAACUUCAGCGUCACGAUUUUCUUGUUCGUAAAACGAAGCGAUAUAACUAAAAACUAUUGUACAUACAAACAUAAACGUUGCAUAGAAGAAGAA
Messenger RNA from Bradysia coprophila, 1816 nucleotides. RefSeq names its product nucleoside diphosphate kinase homolog 7 (gene nmdyn-D7). Gene Ontology annotation, cellular component: centrosome; axonemal microtubule. NCBI's taxonomy places the organism in Eukaryota, Metazoa, Arthropoda, Insecta, Diptera, Sciaridae. The record is from RefSeq and is a predicted model, not a curated record.